CCUUCUCUCUCUCUUGUCUCUCUGAUCUCUCUCUCUCGCUUUUCUCACACACACAACACACGAUCCAAUGUCGACGAGCAACAACGUGAACGGAUGUUUCGGAGACACGAAGCUGACCAAAGUGUUCGUAGGAGGAUUGGCUUGGGACACUCACAAAGAAGCAAUGUAUGAUCAUUUCAUCAAGUAUGGUGAUAUCUUGGAGGCAGUCAUCAUCUCCGACAAACUCACUCGCCGUUCCAAAGGCUACGGCUUUGUGACUUUCAAAGAUGCGGAAGCUGCAAAGAGAGCUUGCGAAGACUCGACUCCUAUCAUCAAUGGCCGCCGUGCCAACUGCAAUCUCGCCUCCCUCGGUGGUGGUCGCCUUCGUAAAUCCCCCACCAUGGCCUCUCCUCAACAAGGACAAAAAAAUGGGAACAGGGCCACGCCAUCACUUGUAGGGAAUCAAGCUCAAUGGUACUACCCGGCUGGAUACACACACCAUCAACAUCAACCUCACCCACAACAACUUCACCAAGCCGUUCCUUACUAUGGGUACCCUUCCACCUACGUCGCCCCGAACAUGACCUUCAAUCAAAAAGUUGGAUACGUUGGAGGAACAUAUAUGAACGGACACUAUGCUCAGAUGCAACCGCAACCACAAUAUUACCACCAUCAUAUGUAUAGUGGAGGACGAGUUAUGGUUGGGGCAAGUCCAGUGGUGCCUUUCUACACUGUCUAUCCCUAUCAUCAGUCUCAAGCCAUCGGGUUUCCACCACCUUCCUUUUCGAAACCCCUUUCUUAUUCUACUCCUCCCAUAUCAGUAUCAGGCACCGUUGGAGGAGAGAGCAUACAGAAGAAGGCCAUACAUUGAUAGGCUACAAGCUGUUGAUCAUAUGACUGAGCCCAACACUAUUCAUUCUCCUUCUAUGACCAAGCUUUAUUUAUUUUUACUAGAGACAUGUAUUUUUAAAAUUUUUUAUUUCGUUACAUUUAAUAAUUUAUUCAUUGAAGCUAAGCUGAUAGAAUUUUGUUUUUGUUAUCUCUAAAAUUAAACCACUUUAUUAUGAAGUGUUUUUUUUUUUAAAUAUGAAUGGAAAUGACAUGAUAAAGGUGAGA
Capsella rubella is the source of this 1095-nucleotide messenger RNA. Its product is annotated as probable RNA-binding protein ARP1. Gene Ontology annotation, molecular function: RNA binding. The transcript has 6 exons. The coding region runs from base 68 to 850 and encodes 260 amino acids. Lineage: Eukaryota; Viridiplantae; Streptophyta; Magnoliopsida; Brassicales; Brassicaceae. The record is from RefSeq and is a predicted model, not a curated record.